AUGAGCCGCAAGCUCGCCCCCGAAGCCAAUCGGAUUCUCUUUGCCAAGAACCUUAACUAUAACGUAACAGCAGAACAGCUGUUUGAUCUCUUCGGCAAAUUUGGGCCCAUUCGCCAAAUUCGCCAGGGUAUCGCCAACAACUCCAAGGGAACCGCAUUCGUGGUAUACGAGGACGUUCACGACGCCAAACAGGCAUGCGAUAAGCUAAACGGUUUCAAUUUCCAGAACCGUUACUUGGUCGUAUUGUAUCACCAGCCAGAGAAGAUGCUGCGCACGAAAGAGGACCUCUCGGAGAGGCAAAAUAACCUAGAACGGCUCAAACAGCAACACGGGAUAGAAUGA
Penicillium canescens is the source of this 342-nucleotide messenger RNA. RefSeq names its product putative pre-mRNA branch site protein p14. Gene Ontology annotation, molecular function: mRNA binding. The transcript is spliced from 5 exons. Bases 1 to 342 code for a protein of 113 amino acids. The record is from RefSeq and is a predicted model, not a curated record. Gene Ontology annotation, cellular component: nucleus; cytoplasm; ribonucleoprotein complex. NCBI's taxonomy places the organism in Eukaryota, Fungi, Ascomycota, Eurotiomycetes, Eurotiales, Aspergillaceae.